Tricharina praecox is the source of this 1407-nucleotide messenger RNA. Its product is annotated as nucleotide-diphospho-sugar transferase. The record is from RefSeq and is a predicted model, not a curated record. Lineage: Eukaryota; Fungi; Ascomycota; Pezizomycetes; Pezizales; Pyronemataceae. Gene Ontology annotation, molecular function: glycosyltransferase activity. The coding region runs from base 326 to 1249 and encodes 307 amino acids. The transcript is spliced from 3 exons.
GCUAGACCCUGUGCACAGAUUGGAUCGUAUCGCGCGCGCGGGGUUAGCGGAGCGGGGACCAUGUUGGUUGGGCGCACCAAACAAACCAUCCGUCCCCACGAGGAAGCAAGUUGGAGAGGCUAGAUAGAUUAGAGGGAACGGCAGGUACGCCUACAGGGCUAUGAGCACGAUGCUGGAUUUAUAAACCCCUCCUUCCCUUCUAUCGUCUGCUUCGUUCCUUAUUUUCCCGGUCCUGUAUCAUCUCAUCGGCUUCCCCAUUCCCCCUCGACUACCCCUCCCGCCGGAAACCCCACCUCCCAUCACAACCAACAAGACAUCAUCAAGCAUGGCUCCCAUCGAAGAACCCCGCAAGCGUGUGGUCGACUCUGACAAAGUCUGGACCACACUCCUCACAAACAACAAGUACCUCCCGGGGCUGCUAACGCUCGAGCACUCACUCCGCGCUGUUGGCUCCGCGUACCCGCUCCUAGUCCUAUACACCGACACGCUGGAGGCCAGCGGGCACGAAGCGCUCGCGCGGCGCGGCAUCCCCACGCAGCGGAUCGAAUACCUGCUCCCUCUCGCCUCGAAGGACUACAGCAACGACACGCGCUUUUACGACUGCUGGUCGAAGCUGCAGCCGUUCGGGUUCACCGAGUACUCGCGCGUAGCCCAACUGGACAGCGACAUGCUAGUGCUCCAGAACAUGGACGAGCUAAUGGACAUCCCGCUCGACACCUCACCUGGGAGCACACGCCUAUUCGCCGCCGCGCAUGCGUGCGUGUGCAAUCCGCUCAAGCACCCGCACUAUCCCAAAGACUGGGUGCCCGAGAACUGCGCGUACACAUCGCAGCAUGCGACGCCGGACCUGGCAGCACAGACCGGGGCAGACCCGAAUUUCGGCUUGGGCAGCCUCAACGGCGGCCUGCAGGUCGUCGUGCCGUGUAUGGAUACGUACCGCACCAUCAUCUCGGCGAUCUCGGAGCCGGAAAAGACGUCGGGCUACGAUUUUGCGGAUCAGAGCUUGCUGGGCGAUGCGUUUGCGGGAAGAUGGGCCCCGCUAAGCUAUAGGUACAACGCGCUCAAGACGUUGAGGUGGUGUCAUAAGGAGAUUUGGAGGGAUGACGAGGUUAAGAAUGUUCACUACAUUCUAGCCCCGAAGCCCUGGGAGAAUAGGGAGAGUGACGAUGAGACCCAUAAGUGGUGGUGGAGGGCUAAUGAGCAGAGGGUGUUGGAGGAGAAGGCAAAGGGCAUUGCAGACGGGUGGUAGAUGCGAACGAGAUACCUAAUAUACCUUACGAACCAAGUUUGCUUGGGGGUUGUGCGAGUGAUAAGUAGAGUAAUGACCGCGUCUCAUGCAAUAAAUCAUUGGUCUGCCGUCCGAGUGUGCCGAAACCUAGGGUAAUGGCAACGGAGAGAAAGAAGGAG